Messenger RNA from Anastrepha obliqua, 900 nucleotides. RefSeq names its product tigger transposable element-derived protein 1-like. The record is from RefSeq and is a predicted model, not a curated record. NCBI's taxonomy places the organism in Eukaryota, Metazoa, Arthropoda, Insecta, Diptera, Tephritidae. Gene Ontology annotation, molecular function: nucleic acid binding. The coding region runs from base 1 to 900 and encodes 299 amino acids. The transcript has 4 exons.
AUGGUCUGUUAUAAUUUUGCGUGUUCAAGUUACGCGUUGAAGGAAGUGGUGGUUGUUGACGAUGUUUGUGGUUUUGGUGUUUAUUCGCGUAUUCUGACCUAUAAUGUUGGUUUUCUCACUUCAAGCAAAGAUGUAGUGCUUGUGGAAGAUCUGAAGGUUCACGAAUACCUAGGAGUCUCGAUUAAGAACAUCGAUUUCAAAGUGCUUUUAAUACUUGAUAAUGCCCCUGGACAUCCAAAAGACUUAAACCAUCCCAAUGUAGAAAUAGUGUUCCUACCACCUAAUACCACGUCUAUCAUUCAACCGUUAGACCAAGACAAAUCUCUUAAAGAAUUAAAGCAGUCCACGCUAAAUGGCUCAUGGAAAAACAUAUGGCCGGAGAUUGUUGUAAAAAAUAAUGCUGUGCCACCAUUACAUGUGGAAGUGAGCCGUAUAUUAACGAUAGGUCAACGUUUCAGUGGAGAAGGCUUUGACGAUAUGAAUGAAGAUGACAUUUAUGAAAUUAUGAAUGAAGAUGACGUCACUUCAGUAGAAGAUAUCUGUGAAUCAAUUCCCAGUUUCACUCUGAAGCGCAUACGAGAGGGUUUAAGUUUGGUUGAGAAAAUGAAAUCUUUCUUUACAACUAAUGAUCCUUCGCUGGAGAGAUGCAGCAAAAUAAUAAGGGAAAUAGAUAUUAAUCUAGCACCUUAUUACGACAUUGAAAAGGAGCUUAAAAAAACCACCCACCAAAAACUGAUAACAGAUUUUGUAAUUAUAAAACCAGUAGAAGAACCACAAAGUCCCACAACUAGUUUCUUAUCCAAUAGCGAAAACUAUGUUGAAAAAAUAUCUUCUGAUGCAGCUAUUGCUCCCCCAAAACGCCCACGUGCAAAUAUCUUUGAAGACAGUGAAACAGAUUAA